Messenger RNA from Ipomoea triloba (trilobed morning glory), 952 nucleotides. Its product is annotated as EEF1A lysine methyltransferase 4. The transcript is spliced from 7 exons. Lineage: Eukaryota; Viridiplantae; Streptophyta; Magnoliopsida; Solanales; Convolvulaceae. The record is from RefSeq and is a predicted model, not a curated record. Bases 17 to 784 code for a protein of 255 amino acids.
CCCUAAGAUACGGAAAAUGGACCGAACUGAUGACCCGCCGGAGCUGCAGAAAUCCGACGUUGUUCCUCCGACUGCGUCAGCCUACCUCGACCCAAAAUACUGGGACGAAAGGUUCGCUCAAGAAGACCACUACGAAUGGUUUAAAGAUUACUCCCAUUUCCGCCAUCUCAUUCUUCAGCACAUCCAACCCGAAUCUUCUGUGUUGGAGCUGGGAUGUGGGAAUUCCCAGUUGUGUGAAGAACUGUAUAGAGAUGGUAUUAAUGAGCUCACCUGCAUUGACUUAUCCCCUAUUGCUGUGGAGAAGAUGAAGAACAGAUUGCUAUCAAAGGGCUAUAAAGAAAUUAAGGUGUUGGAAGCAGACAUGCUAGAUCUGCCUUUUGAGGAUCAAUGUUUUGAUAUAGUUAUAGAGAAAGGAACUAUGGAUGUGUUGUUCGUGGACAGCGGUGAUCCCUGGAAUCCCCACCCUGCGACAGUGGAUAAAGUGAUGGCGAUGCUUAAAGAAGUUCAUAGGGUUUUGAAACCCGAUGGCAUCUUCAUCUCCAUUACCUUUGGCCAGCCUCAUUUCAGGCGGCGCUUCUUCAAUGACCCGGAGUUUACUUGGUCUAUCGAGUGGCGUACUUUUGGAGAAACGUUUCACUAUUUCUUCUAUAUCUUGAAAAAGGGACAGCGAUCCUCAGAGAGCUAUGAACCCGUCAAGGCCAGCGAAAAGCCAUCCAUGUCUCUUUUCCACGAGGAAUUAGAGGGUGAAGACUUCAUAUUUAGAACCAAUAUUGAUGAAAUGUAGACUCAGUAGUUGAACUUUUGUAACCUUUUGGUCUCAUUAUUUUGGCUUGGAAUAGAAAUUCAAUGUAAUAUUUCUCCUUUUGGUCUCAUUGUUUUGGCUGGGAAUUGAAAUUCAAUGUAACAUUGCUUCUUUAGGUGGUAAGAUCUGGCAUCCAAAAUGAUUGUUUUA